AAACUGAGAUCAAAACAACCAGUCAGUAAAAAAAAUCACAACAAAGCAGGUGAAAAUUCGGGAGUCAGCUUUCUCAAAUUACCAGAUUUUCAUCGUAGAGUUUCAGACGGCGCCAUGAACGACGCCAAGGUCAGCGUCAGCUUCUCCUGCCAGCGCUGCCUCCAGCCCAUCAACAUCGAUGACUCGUUCGCGGCCCUCGGGGAGCACACGCUGGCCGAGCUGGCACUUCCCAUCAACUCCCACAUCGAGGUGGACAUCGAGUCCCAGCUGGCCAGUUUGGACCACUUUGUGCCGCCGUUCCGGUUUGCGGAAUCCAGCGGGAAUGACACCAACGGAUUUAUGCUGCUGUCGGACGGUCCGGAUCGGGAAUCGCUUAGCCAGAAUCUGCGCCUCAAGGCGGAGCUGUUUGACACGCUGUCCAACAACUCCGAGAUAGACCACCCGCUGUGCGACGAAUGCACGGACACGCUGCUGGAGCUGAUGGACAAGCAGCUGAAGAUGGCCGAAGACGAGUGGAACGAUUACAACAACUACCUGAAGAAGCUGGAGAUGACGGACGACGUGCCCAACAUCGACCAGCUGGAAAAGGAGCUCGUAGACCUGAAGGGCGAGGAGGAACGCCUCCUGCAAGAACUGGGCGAACUGUCCCGCGAGGAGGACGCUAUCCGGUCGGCCGUCAAGGAACAGGAAACGGAAAAGCAGCGACUCAGCAACGAGGAGGAAAAGUACUGGCGCGAGUACACCAAACACCGCCGGGACGUCAUUACGACCGAGGACGAGUUCCGGUCGCUCGAGUGCCAAAUGUCGUACGCCCAGGUACAGCUUGACAAGCUGAAAAAGACCAACGUAUUCAACGUCACCUUUCACAUCUGGCACUCGGGACACUUUGGCACGAUCAACAACUUCCGGCUCGGUCGGCUCCCAUCCGCGCCCGUCGACUGGACCGAAAUCAACGCGGCCUGGGGCCAAACGUGUCUCCUGCUGUCCGCGCUCGCCCGCAAGAUGAACCUCACCUUCAAGACGUACCGCCUCGUCCCGUACGGCAACCAUUCCCACAUCGAGGUGCUCGCCGACGGCAAGGAACUUCCACUAUACGGUAGCGGCGGAUUCCGCUUCUUCUGGGACACCAAGUUUGACGCCGCGAUGGUCGCCUUCCUCGACUGUCUGCAGCAGUUCAAGGAGGAGGUCGUCAAGAAGGACCCGGACUUUUGCUUACCCUACCGCAUGGAGAAGGGUAAAAUUGAGGACUCGGCCACCGGAAACAGUUACUCGAUCAAAAUUCAAUUCAACUCGGAGGAGCAGUGGACCAAGGCGCUCAAGUUUCUGCUGACCAACCUCAAGUGGGGACUGACCUGGGUGUCGUCGCAGUUUACCGACGAGAAGCAUUAGAAAGCUGGGUGGGGCAACCUUUCUCCGCGUUGUGUAUAUUUUAUAUUAUAGAGAGAGAGCGCGCGCACCAACUGUUACAGUUGCUUCGUUUGUUAGGGCACGAUUUAUUAUGCAAACUUGUGUUUAAAAGGAAAUCAGUAAUUUGUAAAAAAAAAAAUGUUUUGUAGGUGUGUUUGAACCUAGCGAGCAAAAUAUGGAAUAAUAAAUUUGUUAUUUAUCAAAA
Culex pipiens pallens (northern house mosquito) is the source of this 1612-nucleotide messenger RNA. It is a transcript of the gene Atg6, whose product is annotated as beclin-1-like protein. The transcript has 3 exons. NCBI's taxonomy places the organism in Eukaryota, Metazoa, Arthropoda, Insecta, Diptera, Culicidae. Bases 115 to 1389 code for a protein of 424 amino acids. Gene Ontology annotation, biological process: cellular response to nitrogen starvation; autophagy; late endosome to vacuole transport. The record is from RefSeq and is a predicted model, not a curated record. Gene Ontology annotation, cellular component: phosphatidylinositol 3-kinase complex, class III, type I; phagophore assembly site; phosphatidylinositol 3-kinase complex, class III, type II.